Molecule: messenger RNA, 1049 nt
Organism: Aplysia californica (California sea hare)
Lineage: Eukaryota; Metazoa; Mollusca; Gastropoda; Aplysiida; Aplysiidae
Product: nucleolar protein 6
Biological process (GO): tRNA export from nucleus; rRNA processing
Cellular component (GO): CURI complex; small-subunit processome; UTP-C complex
Source: RefSeq, a predicted model, not a curated record
UGGUCGGUAAAUGACGCGCCCCUGGACUACGACGAACAGAGUUACCUGACCUUUGGUCUGUGCCUGAACACGUCUGCCGCAUUCAGCGUGUUGAACAAAGGCCCACCCGCCGACCACCCGGAGGCGUUGGCAUUCCGUGAGAUGUGGGGAGACAAGUCGGAAAUGCGUCGGUUCAAGGACGGCACGAUUCAUGAGGCUGUCUUGUGGUCACGCUCCUCGCUGCAGGCUGAUCGCAGGCUGGUGUGUGGGAGGAUCGUGCGCUACGUUCUGCAAAGGAGCCCGGUGUGUGGUCUGCUGCGUUUCCUUCACCUGGUGUCCACUCACAAUUGGUCCAGCGACCCACUCAUGAUCAACCUCAACGCAGACUUCACAGAGGAAGAUUUCACCUCCAUCCCUAAAGAGUUGAGCCAAUCUGGCAACUCGCGGCCCCCCAUGUGCCUGGCGACCCCCCAGGACCGCACGGGCUCGCGCUGGACCCGCCCACAUCCCACUGGCCACUUCCUGCGACGCCUCGUGGUGCUGGCGCGGGCCUCGCUGCAUUCGCUGGAAACACAGCUCAUGAGCGACUUCCUAACCGCAGACUUCAAGCUCAUCUUCCGCCCGGCCCUGCAACACUUCCACUUGCUGAUUCGUCUGCUCGCCCGGGCCAACGUGGUGGGGCACCAGGCCGUGGAUGCCCGGAGUCGUCCCCCCUUGACCCGCGCCGGACAUCUUGACGACUCCAAGGUCGCGCUGCCUGUCGUCGGGUUCAACGUGUGUCGCAAGUUUGUUCACGACUUGCAGAACAUCUUCGGAGAGUACGCCAUGUUUUUCCACGACCCAUUCGGUGGUGACGUCAUUGGCCUGGUGUGGAAGCCGCAGGUCUCGGAGGUCACGGGGUUCAAGGCGUCCAGCUUCCCAUACCGGCGACCCAGCGUGGGGCACGGAGAGACGGUCAGUCUGACCGCUGGGAGGGAACACAUCCUGGAUGACAUCCGGCUGUUGGGAGGGGGGAUUGUCCAGUCGAUUGAGGCUCCGGGGGAUUGUCCAGUCGAUUGAGGAAAUAUGGG